CUCUUUCUUCGUUCUUUCAACUUUCUUAUCUUCUAAUAUACUCAUCACGAUUUUAGAAUCCAGAUAUCAAUUCGAAUUCCAUCUAAUCAUUCGAUUUCGACCUCAUUUCUAUGGCUGGGUUUUGUAAAAGGUGUGGUGAUAUCAUCAGAGGUGCUGAGACGCGGUGUAAAUGUGGUGGAAGUAGUGCAUCUUCACAAGUCUCUCGUGCUUUAUUCGAACCUACCAAACCUGAUCGUUGGCUCAAGACUUAUGGCGAAAAACGUAACUCGAUCUCCAAUAACACACGAGCUCAAACUACUCAACCAUCCGAAGUAAUUCAACUACCUAAAUCAUCUGCCCCUGUUCCUAUCACUGCGAAUCAAUCUACUCCAAAUCGUAAAAGUCUCACUGCUCAAGAUAUGAACAUCACAUCAAUUCCACUUCGAAUCGUAACACCACCUACUCCACUCAAAGAACCUCAACCAUCUACACCCUCGGAUCCUACCCCCAAACGUGGAUUAUCAGUCAAAUCAUCAGCAAGGGCUCACGUACGCUCAUUAACUGCCAACAUACCCGAUUCGAUUGAUCUAUCAGCAGCCGAAGAAGAGGUUUUAACCAAUGUGUUUGGUUCAGUUCUUGAUCCAAACGAAACGAGAGGUCGAUGUGGGGCUUGCUCAGAGGUUUUCAAACGAGAAGGUAAAAUUUACCCGGAUCCCAGACGUGAUGAUUUAUCAUCAGGUGAUUGGGCCGGUGUCUUUUAUUGUCGUAAUUGUUAUAUCAAACUCUUUAGUCGUGGGAAUUGUACAGCUUGUGAGAAAGUCGUAGUGGGUGAUGAAGGUUUUAUUCAACUUGGGAAAGGUGGUUCUCGUGGUUUUUGGCACAAGAAAUGUUUCAAAUGUGUACACUGCUCGAUAGAUAUCUCAGCCUCUCCCUCAGUAAACUUAGGAGGUGAUCCGUGUUGCGAUGAAUGUUUCGAUCGACCAACGAGAAAAUCCGCAACAUCGAUGGUUACUGAUAUUCCAGAUCUUCGUGACAAACCUAACAUCAAAAGAACUAUGGAUUCACCAGCUACUAAGGCUUUGAGACCAGCAGUUGAAGAAUUGAGAAGUAAGCUGCAAAAGGCUGGAAUCGAGAAAGUCCCUACACCUGCACCGAAACUCUCAGCUUCACGGUCAAUGAGUCCAGUGACUCACAAUCGUCUACAACCUACUAGUCCCCUUCCGACCUCGGCUUCCACGGGUACGAUCACCCGUAAUCAGCUACAGCCUACUCGACCACUCUCAAUUUCACCUACGCCACUAGUUACCCAUAACCAAUUCACUCGUCCUCGACCACUAUCGACUUCUGCAUCAGCUAGCAUAGCGAAUGACGUCCAUAGACGAACUCCUCGUCCGCUCACCACUUCAUUUUCAGCCAACACAAUGGCCUCUGAUCGCUCCUCACCAUCUCUUCCACGCUCCUCCUCACCCUUGAAGAGUUCUGUCCCGCUGUAUCCUCUCAAACCUACUCGUCCACUUUCAAUUAGAUCUUUAGCAAGUCCCAUGAAGCCGCGUCAAAGCAGUGCCACUAUGACAGACAAGAACGCGAGCAUACCGAAUAUUAAAUCAUCUACCCGUGCACUGCCACUCUCACCUUCGACAAAUCCGAUGUGUACGAAGUGCUCAUUACCUCUCUUCGCUUCUCACGCACCUGGUGCAACAACACUUGCAACCUUACCUACGACCGGCGAAACCUUUCAUUUGGAAUGUUUAAGGUGUGAUGGAUGUGACGGAGGAUUCGAAGAAGGUAAAUAUGUACUAUAUGACGAUUUGAAAUUGUGUGAGAGGUGCGUUGAGAUUAAAGAGGUUCAAGCAGCUGAACUUAGAUUAAAAGAAUUAAGGGAGAAGAUUGGACAUCUUCAACCAUCAUUUCCCGUAGUAGGAGGUGCACUCAUAGCAGCUAAGAAAGUAUCAAGCUCACCAUUCCUAUCAACUUCUGAAAGUUGUAUUGGAACAGGAGGGGGAGGAGGAGGUAUAGGAAGAAGAUUAGGAGGACAAAGUGUUUGUCCAGGCUGUUUGAAACCAGGUACGAUUCAAGAAACCAAGAUUGGACCUAUGAAUCAAAGAUGGCAUACUAGAUGUUUGAAAUGUGAAAGGUGUGGUAAAGCAUUGGAUUCAGGUGCUAAAACUUUUCAAAGUUCUGGAAAAGUUGGAUGUAGAGAUUGUUUAGAUAAGGAUAGAGUUGGUGCUAGAAGAUUUGGUUACUACUAGAAGAUGAUUGAAAUUGAAUUUAAUGAUCAAUGAUGUUUAUUUUUCUUUUCUAUAUUGCUUAUAAGAUGAAAUUUCUUGGGUUGCUUGUAGCUAUUGUUGAUUGAACUAUGUAACAAUUAGAGAAGAUCUCUUUAAUAAUAGGUGUAUGUGCAUGUGUUUGUGUGUGUAUAGAUGGUUUUGCAAAUUCUUAUGAAAUCUUGUCUUCUUUAAUUAUGUCAGUUGUCUUGGGAUGGACGUUGAAAUUUAUGAAUUUUAAUACAUUUU
Messenger RNA from Melampsora larici-populina 98AG31, 2492 nucleotides. RefSeq lists its product as uncharacterized. The record is from RefSeq and is a predicted model, not a curated record. The transcript has 4 exons. Lineage: Eukaryota; Fungi; Basidiomycota; Pucciniomycetes; Pucciniales; Melampsoraceae. Gene Ontology annotation, molecular function: transcription coregulator activity. Gene Ontology annotation, cellular component: Z disc; nucleus. The coding region runs from base 111 to 2228 and encodes 705 amino acids.